AUGCGUGAGGUAAUGUUCUUCUCUGUACCCCCUGUUUCCAAGGUAGGUAAAAUUGUGGACGCGCUCAACGUCCUUGUCCUCACUGUGCCCAAGCCCGGCGGCGGGGCGGUUUUGAGAGUGCAACCGGGUGCAGACGGAGCGAGCAUUGAGUGCGUGUGCGGGGCCCGGGCGGGUGUUGGUUUGCGCGCGCGCGGGGCGGUGCAGGUGCACCUGGGCGGCGGCCGGCGCCCGGCGCGCCACGUGCCCGGGCGCGCGGCGCUCAGUCGCUAG
Arctia plantaginis is the source of this 270-nucleotide messenger RNA. The record is from the annotation of a GenBank genome assembly. NCBI's taxonomy places the organism in Eukaryota, Metazoa, Arthropoda, Insecta, Lepidoptera, Erebidae.